Morchella importuna is the source of this 411-nucleotide messenger RNA. RefSeq lists its product as uncharacterized. The record is from RefSeq and is a predicted model, not a curated record. Gene Ontology annotation, molecular function: peptide-methionine (R)-S-oxide reductase activity. Gene Ontology annotation, biological process: response to oxidative stress; protein repair. NCBI's taxonomy places the organism in Eukaryota, Fungi, Ascomycota, Pezizomycetes, Pezizales, Morchellaceae. Bases 1 to 411 code for a protein of 136 amino acids. The transcript is spliced from 3 exons.
AUGUCUUACCCAGUCCAAAAAUCCAACGAACAGUGGCAGGCAGUUUUGUCUCCAGAACAAUUCAGAGUUCUCCGCGAAAAGGGCACUGAACGCCCUGGCACCGGUGAAUACGACAAGCACUCCCAACCCGGCGUCUACAACUGCGCUGGCUGCGAUGCUCCCCUCUACAAAUCAACCACCAAGUUCAACUCCGGCUGUGGAUGGCCCGCUUUCUACGAGGGGAUUCCCGGGGCUAUUGAGCGGCACGAGGACCGAGCGUUCGGUAUGUCUAGGAUUGAGAUCGUGUGUAAGAAUUGUGGCGGACAUUUAGGACAUGUGUUUAAGGGGGAGGGGUAUAAGACCCCUACGGAUGAGAGGCAUUGCGUUAAUAGCGUGAGCUUGAAGUUCAACGAACCAGCAGAGGGCAACUAG